This is a messenger RNA of Scheffersomyces amazonensis, 1180 nucleotides long. RefSeq names its product GTPase-activating protein (gene SEC13). Gene Ontology annotation, cellular component: COPII vesicle coat; nuclear pore outer ring. The record is from RefSeq and is a predicted model, not a curated record. Gene Ontology annotation, biological process: positive regulation of TOR signaling; COPII-coated vesicle budding; protein import into nucleus. Gene Ontology annotation, molecular function: structural molecule activity; protein binding. The coding region runs from base 112 to 1017 and encodes 301 amino acids. Lineage: Eukaryota; Fungi; Ascomycota; Pichiomycetes; Serinales; Debaryomycetaceae. The transcript has a single exon.
ACAGCCGGGUAAAUCUUUUGUCCACACACCAUUUUUCAAUGUUUGGAACACCGAAUCAAGUACUACUAACUCUAUAUAAUAUCACCUUUACUUACACUACACAACCCCAAAAUGGUAACAAUUGGUAAUGCUCAUGAUGAUAUAAUUCAUGACGCUGUAUUGGAUUAUUAUGGUAAAAGAUUGGCUACUAGUUCAUCAGAUAAAACCAUAAAGAUCUUUGAAAUUGAAGGAACUGAAAAUUAUAAGUUACUUACAACUUUACAAGGUCAUGAAGGUCCAGUAUGGCAAGUUUCAUGGGCUCAUCCUAAAUUUGGAUCUAUUUUAGCAUCAUGUUCUUAUGAUGGUAAAGCUCUUAUUUGGAAAGAACAACCAGAAACUCAACAAUGGUCAAUAAUUGCUGAACAUAAUGUUCAUCAAGCAAGUGUAAAUUCUGUAUCUUGGGCUCCUCAUGAAUUAGGUGCAGUUUUAUUAUGUACAUCAUCAGAUGGUAAAGUUUCUGUAGUUGAUUUUAAUGAUGAUGGUACAACAUCUCAUGUUAUAUUUGAUGCUCAUGCUAUAGGAGUUAAUUCUGCAUCUUGGGCUCCAAUAACUAGUACAUCUUCAAAUACUAAAGAUUUAAAUACUUUAAAACAACAACGUAAAUUUGUAACUUGUGGUUCUGAUAAUUUAGCUAAAAUUUGGAAAUAUGAUCCAAUUAAUAAUACUUAUAUUGAAGAAUCAAGAUUAGAAGGUCAUACUGAUUGGGUUCGUGAUGUUGCUUGGUCUCCAUCAAUUUUAAUUCGUUCAUAUAUUGCAACUGCAUCUCAAGAUCGUACUGUAUUAAUUUGGACUCAAGAUAAAAGUGGUCAAUGGAAGAAACAACUUUUAACUGAAGAAAAAUUCCCUGAUGUAUGUUGGAGAUGUUCUUGGUCAUUAUCAGGAAAUAUAUUGGCAGUAUCUGGUGGUGAUAAUAAAGUAAGCUUAUGGAAAGAAAAUUUACAAGGAAAAUGGGAAUCUGCUGGUGAAGUAGAUCAAUAAAUUUGAUUUAUGUAACGUUAAUUUAUCUGUAAACUAAUCUAAAGUAAUCUAAUAAAGAAUAAAAUGAAUAAAAUAAAAUAAAAUAUAAUAUAAUAAAGUAUAAUUAAUUAAUUAAAUAAUCUUACAAUUCAUUGACUGUAGCUUGAAUGAUUUUUUGAACGUC